GACAAAACUGAUAACUUGCUUUUCUUCUCUCAACUGCUGGUCUCUCCUUUUCUUCCAUGGAUAGAAUAUACUGACCAAAGACUUUCUCUAUCGUUUCCACUUAAAUACACCACACCAUCCUCCUUCAAACAUCGAGAACUGACCUACUACCUCACUGACCGACAAUGUCUCCCCCUCAUCCACCACCACCUCCAGCGCACGGCUCGGCCUUCGAGUCCGCCAUCAAAGUGACCCCCCUCAGCUCGCACCGCUACUCUGCCCAUCUCCGCGACGAAUGGUGCAUCGGAGCAGUCCCCCAUGGUGGCUACACCACCUCCAUCCUCUACCGCCUCGCCCUCGUGCACUUCGCGCACACCCACCCAGCUCUUUACAAGAACAGCCCCGCGACCCCGAUCGCCAUGCAACUGUCCUUCCUCCGCCGCACAGCGACAGGUCCCGCCGUGCUGAAAGUCCAGGAUACGAAGCUGGGACGGCGGACGAGUACGCUGCAUGUUAUGUUGUUACAGAAGCCGGAUAGCGGCAAAAGGAAGCAAUCACAGUCGUCUACUACUACUACGACUACCGGCACCGAAGCAGAAGAUGAGGACUUGGAAGUCAAAGUAGCAGGAUACAUUACCGUCAGUCCUGCGGACGCCGAAGAGGGACUGAGUGCUACGACAGGGUGGAAGAUCAGCAGUCCUGCGCCGGCGGCCGGGUCAAAUGGAGAUGGAUCGGUGAACUUGGGGGCGUUAGGGAGGACAGGGCGUGAUGGGGCGUGGGGGAAGUUCGAACCGGAGCAUUCGAAGUUCCGAAAGGCGACGGGGCAGACAGAAUUCUAUGUACCUGUUGAGCUUAGUGAGAAGGAGAGGAAGGAGAGGAAGAUGAAUGCGGAGCAAUGGGCGAGGUUCCGUCCUGGAGGGGAUGUGAAUGCCCGGUGGACCAACGAGGCGCUGGUGUAUUUGACGGAUAUGUUUCCUACGGCGUUGGCUGGGUUUGAUAAUGCGGCGGAGGAGGCGGCGGUGGGGGGUGGGAAGGGGUUGUUUUGGUUUCCCACGGUCACGUUGAAUAUUGAUCUGAAGACGAGGUUGCCGGAGGAAGGGGUGGAGUGGUUGUAUAGUCGGGUGUAUACGAAGAAGGUGCGGGAUGGACGGACGGAUUUGGAUGUGACGGUUGUGGAUGAUAAGGGGGACGUGGUGGCGCUGAGUACGCAGGUGGGUUUGGUGUUGAGUGCCAGUCGCAAUAUCGGGUCUCGUGCGAAGUUGUAGAUACCUCUCUUUCUUUGUUUCUUUCUUUCUUUCUUCCUCCCUUUUCUUUCUGUCUCAUAAUCGUCCUCGACCCUGUUCCUUUUCUCUUCUUGUCUCUUUCUCCGAA
This is a messenger RNA of Aspergillus welwitschiae, 1350 nucleotides long. Its product is annotated as thioesterase family protein. The record is from RefSeq and is a predicted model, not a curated record. NCBI's taxonomy places the organism in Eukaryota, Fungi, Ascomycota, Eurotiomycetes, Eurotiales, Aspergillaceae. Bases 165 to 1244 code for a protein of 359 amino acids. The transcript has 2 exons.